AUGCCGAGUCAUGGCGUCAUCACGACGGCCUGCGUUCCCGGGGAGAAGGGUGGCGGGCCUCCGGAGGAAACGGCUCUGUGUGUGUGCCUUCUCUCUCUGUCCCUCUGACCUAGCCUGGAGUGAGAGACUCUAUUGUACUGCUAAAUAGAAUCACCCCUUUAAUCAUUUGGAAAUCGUGCGAUGCAUAAAAGGCGUAAAUAGUGAGUGGCUGUGGUAAGGGCGAAUGAAUUAGAUUUCCGUAAUAUUUCAGAGCUGCUUAUUGCCAGAGUUGCCAAGAUCUGUCAAACUAAGCCGGGAGGUGGAAGUGCCUGGUUGAACAAGCCCUUCGUCCACAUUUUAAAGGGGAACUCCAUUGCUGUGUCUGAAAUGGCAUGCUAUUCUCUAUAGUGUACUACUUUUGACCAGGGCCACUAGUUGUGCCACUUUGGACGCAGCCCAUGUGAAAUACAAUUAUUAGGUGUUUUGGUCCCUGAACGACGACCCAUAUCAAGUGGACAAGACACUGCAGUGCCUGUCAAUCACACGUCUGUUAUGUCCCCAUGUGACUUAGCCUGGAGUCCAAACUGAAUGUCACUCUGUUUUACUAGCUUAUUAUUUCCUUCACUUCAAGAAUUCAGUCUAGAGCUGAUCCAAUAGAGGGGCUCUGGUCAGUCUAGAACAGGGGUUCUGAAAAAUGUUGGGUCUGGGGAGCCUUUUUUUUGCAGUUCCACACAUUUGGUCAUGGGGCAGAGAUAUUUUUUGUUGUUGCAGCUUUAAAGCUAAUAUCCUGUAAUUCUACACAUUUUGCCAUGAGGCAGGGUGUAAACUUUGCAGUUUUAAAGCUUAAAUUACUUUUAUUUUUUAAAACUAUAUUUUGGGGGAAAUACAAGGAGUAUUGAGUAGAUACCAAUAUCCCUGUGAGCCUCCCAGGCCCAUGUUACCCAAGGUUAGGACAUCAAUUGUAGAUGAAUAAUAUUCCAUUGUAUUGUAUUAGCUUACACCCUCUAAACUUAUUCCACGGAUCGCUUUGCCAAAAUGUCUUUCAUAUUUUGUUGCUAGUAAUAUUCCUUAAAAAAAAUUAAAAAAAACUCAUCCCAAACCAUCUCAAUUGGGUUGAGGUCAGGGGAUUGUGGAGCCCAUGUCAUCUGAUGCAGCACUCCAUCACUCUUCUUCUUGGUAAAAUAGCACUUACACAGCCUGGAGGUGUUGGGUCAUUGUCCUGUUGAAAAACAAAUGAUAGUCCCACUAAGCCCAAACCAGAUGGGAUGGCGUAUCGCUGCAGAAUGCUGUGGUAGCCAUGCUGGUUAAGUAUGCCUUGAAUUCUAAAUAAAUCACAGACAGUGUCACCAGCAAAGCACCCCCACACCAUAACACCUCCUACUCCAUGCUUUACGGUGGAAAAUACACAGAAGGAGAUCAUCUGUACACCCACACCGCGUCUCACAAAGACACAGCGGUUGGAACCAAAAAUCUCCAAUUUGGACUCCAGACCAAAGGACACAUUUCCACCUGUCUAAUGUCCAUUGCUUGUGUUUCUUGGCCCAAGCAGGUCUCUUCUUAUUAUUGGUGUCCUUUAGUAGUGCUUUCUUUGCAGCAAUUCGACCAUGAAGGCCUGAUUCACACAGUCUCCUCUGAACAGUUGAUGUUGAGAUGUGUCUGUUACUUGAACUCUGUGAAGCAUUUAUUUGGGCUGCAAUUUCUGAGGCUGGUAACUCUAAUGAACUUAUCCUCUGCAGCAGAGGUAACUCUGGGUCUUCCAUUCCUGUGGUGGUCCUCAUGAGAGCCAGUUUCAUCAUAGCGCUUAAUGGUUUUUGCGACUGCACUUGAAGAAACUUUCAAAGUUCUUGACAUUUUCCGUAUUGACUGAUCUUCAUGUCUUAAAGUAAUGAUGGACUGUCAUUUCUCUUUGUUUAUUUGAGCUGUGCUUGCCAUAAUAUGGACUUGGUCUUUUACCAAAUAGGGCUGUCUUCUGUAUACCCCCCUACCUUGUCACAACGCAACUGAUUGGCUCAAACACAUUUAAGAAGGAAAGAAAUUCCACAAAUUAACUUUUAAGAAGGCACAACUGUUAAUUGAAAUGCAUUCCAGGUGACUACCUCAUGAAGCUGGUUGAGAGAAUGACGAGUGUACAAAGCUGUCAUCAAGGCAAAGGGUGGCUAUUUGAAGAAUCUCAAAUAUAAAAUAUAUUUGGAUUUGUUUAACACUUUUUUGGUUAUUACCAAAUUCCAUAUGUGUUAUUUCAUAGUUUUGAUGUCUUCACUAUUAUUCUACAAUGUAGAAAAUAGUAAAAAUAAAGAAAAACCCUGGAAUGAGUAGGUGUCCAAACUUUUGACUUGUACUGUAUACAGUGCAUUCGGAAAGUAUUCAGACCCCUUCCCUUUUCCCACAUCUUGUUAUGUUACAGCCUUAUUCUAAAAUUGAUUAAAUAAAAAAAAUUCCUCAUCAAUCUAGACACAAUACCCCAUAAUGACAAAGUGAAAACAGGUUUUUAUGUUUGCAAAUGAAAAAAACAACUGAAAAGAAACUGAAAUACCUUAUUUACAUAAGUAUUCAGACCCUUUGCUAUGAGACUCAAAAUUGAGCUCUGGUGCAUCCUGUUUCCAUUGAUCAUCCUUGAGAUGUUUCUACAACUUGAUUGUAGUCCACCUGUGGUAAAUUCAAUUGAUUGGACAUGAUUUGGAAAGGCACACACCUGUCUAUCAGUUGACAGUGCAUAUCAGAGCAAAAACCAAGCAAUGAGGUCGAAGGAAUUGUCCGUAGAGCUCCGAGACAGGAUUGUGUCGAGGCACAGAUCUGCAGCAUUGAAGGUCCCCAAGAACACAGGGGCUUCCAUCAUUCUUAAAUGGAAGAAGUUUGGAACCACCAAGACUUUUCCUAGAGCUGGCCGCCCAGCCAAACUGAGCAAUCGGGGGAGAACAGCCUUGGUCAGGGAGGUGACCAAGAACCCGAUGGUCACUCUGAUAGAACUCCAGAGUUCCUCUGUGGAGAUGGGAGAACCUUCCAGAAGGACAACCAUCUCUGCAGGACUCCACCAAUCAGGCCUUUAUGGUAGAGUGGCCAGACGGAAGCCACUCCUCAGUAAAAGGUACAUGACAACCCGCUUGGAGUUUGCCAAAAGGCACCUAAAGGACUCUCAGACCAUGAGAAACCAAGAUUGAACUCUUUGACCUGAAUGCCAAGUGUCAAGUCUGGAGGAAACCUGGCACCAUCCCUACGGUGAAGGAUGGUUUUGGCAGCAUCAUGCUGUGGGGAUGUUUUUCAGCAGCAGGGAGUCUAGUCAGGAUAGAGGGAAAAAUCAACGGAGCAAAGUACAGAGAUCCUUAAUGAAAACCUGCUCCAGAGCGCUCUGGACCUCUGGGGCAAGGUUCACCUUUCAACAGGACAACAACCCUAAGCACACAGCCAAGACAACGCAGGAGUGCCUUCGGGACAAGUCUCUGAAUGUCCUUGAGUGGCCCAGCCAGAGCCCGGACUUGAACCCGAUCUAACAGCUCUGUAGAGACCUGAAAAUAGCUGUGCAGCGACGCUCCCCAUCCAACCUGACAGCUUGAGAGGAUCUGCAGUGAAGAUUGGGAUAAACUCCCCAAAUACAGCUGUGCCAAGCUUGUAGCGUCAUACCCAAGAAGACGCAAGGCUGUAAUCUCUGCCAAAGGUGCUUCAACAAAGUACUGAGUAAAGGGUCUGAAUACUUAUGUAAAUGUAUUAAUACAUUUGCAUAAAGAUCUAAAAACCUGUUUUUGCUUUGUCAUUAUGGGGUAUUGUGUGUAGAUUGAUGAGGAAAAUAAACAAUUUAAUCAAUUUUAGAACAAGGCUGCAACUUAACAAAAGGUGGAAAAAGUCAAGGGGUCUAAAUACUUUCCGAAUGUACUGAUCUGGCCGCAGACCCCCUGCAGUACCUUUGCAGACCCCCAGGUAUAGAAAGUAGCCGGUCCAAUUGGUGUCUAAGAAAUGAUGGUCUAGUUUAGCUUUGGUCAAAAGAUUGGGUCAAAAGAUUUGCAAGGUUGGGGUCAAUUCGAAUUGAGGUCACCCAAUUCAGGAAGUGAUUUGAAUGUAUAAUUCUAAAAUUGAAAAACGUUUGAAAUAAAUAGCUUCUCCUUUGCAGUUUAUUAUUUUAAAAAAUAUAUAGAUAUGGAGCGAACCGUGAGUGAAGCUGAGCAGAAAAUACAAUAAUAAUAAUUUUUGAUCUGCGUCUACAAAACGAGACAUUUUUCUGCUUUCUUUUUUUUCUGUGUGAAAAGCGCAGAAUUAUGCAUUAUUGCAACCUCUGUGAAUGUGAUCCAAUCGCUGACAAUUUGCAUGACAUCCCACAUUACAGACAUGGGCUGCAAACUGUUUCAAUGAAGGCAGGCCCAGAAGGAAAGGGAGAAGUGAAACUACAAUGAAACAGAGUUUUCCAUCAUGCUACAUGUGAAUCGCAUCCCAAUCAAUAAUGUAGUUAAUAAAAGUUUGCAGACCAAGACCAAAUGGAACAGCAAACUGAUGAAAUGGGCUUUCUAUUAGCCUGCCAUAAUAAUUGCUUGUGAGACAGGAUAUGGACUAAGCUACCCUGGGUAAAAUGCUUACAUCCUUAAUUUGCCUGAAGAAAAAUGAUACUCAGUCUAUUUGCAACUUCCUUUAGAAAACGGAGAGUAUGAUGAUGCUGUCUAGUUCUGCUCUCCCUAUGAUUUGCUUGUCUCUUCUCUGCUUAUUGACAUUCUGGUAACUGGUAUUAUUAAUGCAACAAGCUGGUAAUUAUAGUACUGAACCGACGGUUUCCCCUGAAACUUCACAUUUCUAGUUGUCUUUAAUUGCGUGUUUGAAACAUUUCUCUCCUUCUCUUUCUCAGGCUGGUGUCCUCCAUCCACGCCAUCAUGGCCACCACGGCGGGAGUCAUCGUUGUGUCGGCGUGCAGCGGUAACGUCAUGACUGACAGGUAGGACAGCCACUCACAGACAAGGGGACAAGCGCCUUAACCCGGGUAGCCCAAUCAGUGCAGCCGAAGAACUGUUUUCUUUCUGUUGGCAUAGUAUUUUUAACGAUACACGGCAAUGCUUCAUGCAAGCCGUUUUAGGACCACAAAAGCAGUGGUCCCUCCCUGUUAGUCUGUUGUCUUCCGUUUUGAUGCCUAAUGAACACAACCCUGACCUCCCUCGCUUGUCACCCGGCCACUUCCUCUUACCUAAUGACACGGUCUGAACCAAUCACCUCGGUUUCCCAAAGAGAGUAAAGUGGGCUUAAUUGCCGCAACCUAUCAGCUGCUGAGUGAACACACACAGUCUCUACCUUGACUUGAGGCAAACCCACUGCCACCUGCCCAAAGAUCCAUACCAACCCGGUUAGUGAGGGAAAGUACAGGGCACACCUGUCUGUCUAGCUAGCUGGACUGUGAUAGUAUCCAGUGUCCAGAUACAGGCUAGUGGCUAGCAUCCCAUUCCCAUGCCACAGCUGUUGACCCUGGGUCCUGUUCUUUAAGGACAGCCAGCUUACCCGUCGGUCUGUCAGCUCUAGCCCCAGUUGGACAGCUCUUCUUGGUCCCGUCCCAGACCCACGUCCCAUCCUUAUCCCCAGUCACCAUGGCCACCUGCUCAGUCAGUCCGGUACCAGGCCGCUGUGUGGUGUUAGCCUAGCACAGCUUAGCAUCCUUAUCACUUUGCUAGUAAUAUCCCUUUCCCUGUCCUCAGGCCAGUGCUGCUUGGCUAAUGCUAAUAGCAUCCCCUCCAGGGCAUAAAAUUAACAACCGCCACCCACCAAAUGCGGGUAGAUUUAGGUAUUGGCGGGUAAGAAUGUCUAUUUCACCAGCCACGUUGGCAGGUGGUCAAUUUGCAGGGCUCUACAGUGAGAGCAUUACGUUUGCGAAUAAAAAUAGUCAAAAGUCAAGUAUGAGCACAUUAGUAUUUCUGCUGUUUUGUUUUAUAGCUGCUAAUUGCACAAAUAAACAUAAAUCCUAUAUCCCACCUCGGGCAGAAACAUUGCCUGGCAGGGGAGCUGUGCGCAAUGAGUGAAGUGCUGAUAGAUUCAUUUUUGGAGGCGCUGCGCACAGGCAUAAAAGUUAGUCUAAUUUACUCAAAGUCUACAAAGUGAGACUGUCCUCAUGUUUCUUGGCCAUUUACAUAGUUUUUUUCACAAGCUUGGAUGUUUUUCAGCAUUAGUUUGAGUCUGCUGCUUCAACUGAUAGCGAAGAGACGCCCUAGUCAGAUCCCAAAUCUCACACACACAGACACGCAUGAGUGGUACCGUUACCAUGGUAACAUCCCGCCCUUAAAGGGGCAGCUUAAAAAUAAAUAUUUGAUAUUUUCAUUAAAAUUCUCAGGUCACAGAAAAAGUAUGGAAAUUGAGCAAUAUACCACAUCACUUCUUACUAAUACAUUUCUUGUUUUAGAAACAUUACGAAGCAUGGUCAUCUGUUUGUGUUUUUGAUGUUAUUAUGGCGCAAAAAUACUUUGGCUGGUAAAACAUCUCAGUGGCUUGUAGAUUUUUACCUGCCACAGUGGCUGGUUGACCAAAAAGUUAAUUUAGGCCCUGAUCCCCUCUAUCCCCAGUCAGAUGGCCACCUGCUCAGUCAGCCAGUAGGAGUCUUCUGUGUGGUUAACAGCAUAGCUUUAGCUUAGCAUCCCUAUCCUUGUCCUGGCCAGUGCUACCUGGCUGAUGCUAAUGCUAAUACUGUAAAUCUGUCAGAUGGCCAUAUGCUCAGUCUGCCAGUAGCAGGCUGCUGUGUGGGUUAGCCUAGCGUAACUUAGCCUAGUAUAACCUAGCGUAGCUUAGGAUCCUUAUCUCUAUCCCUGUAUCUCUAUCUUGUCUUGGCCAGUGCUGCUUGACUAAUACUAACGCUACUGCUAAUGCUAAUAGUCAGUGUAAUCCAGCCAGUCAGUUGCCAGGCCCGGGACGCCUCUGACCCUGGCCCAGCCUCAGUCAGUGCAAUGCCCUGGCUACCUUCUGACCUAACCCAGCAUCAGUGCUCUGCUAAUCCCCCCCAGGGCUUAAUACCCCCACAGCACAGUGCAGAGCAGGAGCGCACGAGUCACCACUCGCCAGCCUGUAACAUUGCAACACACACACACACACAGGCAUGUAGGUUAUAUACACAGCCACAGGGCAAGGAGGAUAAACUGUUUGUGUUAUCCUUGUCAUUUAGCUUAGGCAGACACACUCUUCUUCAACUGAGUGUACAGUAACUGACUGUAAGGUCAGGUGUAACCAAUAGACUCACUGCCGUCAUGGGCAGGACCAGCAGGGGGUUAGUGACAACAACUAAUGUGCUCUAAUCAACUGAGCUAAUUGGUCUAGGUGGGUGUGAGUGUGGGUGUGUGUGGGUGUGUGUGGGUGUGUGUGGGUGUGUGUGGGUGUGUGUGGGUGUGUGUGUGUGCCGGUGCGUGUCGUGUUUCAGCCGAUACAUUUCUACAUUCCCACAUUUAGCUAGAGUUAAUGUUAUAAAAUAAUUUUUGCCACAAACACUACACAGACACUUUUAUCCAAAGAAACUUACAGUACAGUGAAUGCACUGUAUAAAUAUGUUGUAUAUGUAUGUGAUCCCUGUGGGAAUUGAACCCACAACCUGUUUGCCCACUUGGCUACUCACUUCUCUUACCAACUGAACCACACAGGGACCAAGAGAGAAACUCACUAGCUUUACUACCCAAAAAAGCUGACACCGACAGCUUGCCCUAAGCACUUCCUGGUCUGUUGAGCCAUCAUGGCUGUCUGGUGACCUUGUAAUACAGGGUGAAGGUUGAAUCUAUUGAGGGGGUCAGAGGUCACCAGCGCUGUUCUGGCUGCUCAUGAUAAUGAACCAGUAGCAAUCUGCUUUUAUUAGGGGCAGUCUGCUCCUGUGCUGCUCACUCCCAAGCUCUUCAUUUCUUUAUUACAGUUGCACCAUAAGCUUAGCUGCCUGUAAAGCCCUGUUUCUGUGUACGUGAUCACGCCUGUCUGAGAGCGCAUGCUCGCUCAUGAGUUUCACCGAAAAAUCUGUAAUGCUGUAUCAACUCAACCACAGGAUGAAACUUCGUCCAGACUUCUCACUCCCCAUACACACGGAAAGAACUUGGGAAAUGGAAAGGCGAUACCUAGUCAGUUGCACAACUGAAUGCAUUCAACCGAAAUGUGUCUUCCGCAUUUAACCCAACCCCUCUGAAUCGGAGAGGUGCGGGGGGCUGCCUUAAUCGACGUCCACAUCAUCGGCACCCGGGGAGCAGUUGUUGUUGGGGGUUAACUGUAAGCUUGGGCGUUAUCCAGAUUUUCAUAUCGUCAUACCGUCCUUCUCUCAUCCCGGAAUUUACGGUAAUACUGGCAUAGCACACAAGGGGGCGCUAAAAAAGCAAAUUUAUCCCAUUGGGCCUCUAUUACCAGAAUGCUGAAGAAAAUUGCACAAACUAGUAGCGAAAUCACAUAGACGUUGUUAGCUAAAUGCUAACAAGCGAAAACAAACAAACUAAUUGCAAAGACAGGCAAAUCCAGCUCAUUAAGUUAUACAAGCGUAGCUACGAAUGUCAUUUUCGGUGAGUGUGGGCAUUUACAAGCUAAAGUAAAUGAGAAGUUGUGCUAAUGAAUAAAGUUGUGAUUGAUGCUUUUCUGAAGGAAGAGCAGCAUGUGUACAUGGAGCAGAGGGGAGAAGAAUGUAGGAGAAAACCCCCCCUGCUAGUACUAAGCACAGGAAAAAAAUGGCAACUGUACAGAACUCAUCCAGAGCUCUUUGACUUCUGGCAGGAAGCCGUUAUUAGAUAUCUAAUGGCAAACAUUUAGUAGUGAAUUGCAUACAAGUGUAACUUCAUCACCUUAUGUGUGCAGCAGAAUAGAGAUCGCCGGUAGAUAUAGAACGCUAUGGAUUUACCAGCUCCCACUUUCUCCUGUUGUGCUAUUUACAAACAAAUACGUGACUGGCUCAACUGUUCUGGGGAACUACGGUAAGCUUCAUAAUGUAAAAUAAACAGGUGAAAUUAAGAACGCAAUCUGCUUUAUCUCCUAACAUAUAGCACAAGUUGACUGCAGGUAUUAACUUAAAAAGUAGUUACAAAUAUUCUAAUCCUUCAAAUACAUAGUUUUGACAGUAUUGAAAAACCAUCCCAUGGCUUUUUCCAAAUACCCCUUUAUACGGUUUACCGCCCAAGCCUAGUUAACGAACUGCCUUGCUCAAGGGCAGAACUUUCCACCUUCCGGCUCGGGAAUCAAACCAGCGACCUUUCGGUCACUGGCCCAACACUCUUAACCGCUAGGCUACCUGGGGCCUGUUUUGGAGGAUACAACGUUACAGAACAUUCAGAUAGAAAUGUAUUGUGUUAUUAUUAAUAUUGUAUGCCAGAUCAGCGCUAUUCCUUCUAUUCUAUCCAUUUUACAAAACUCUGAACUUUUCACCUCACUGAACACACCCACACUAGGUCAUAAUCACUAGGAAUGUACGGAAGAAAACGGGCCAUAAUGUGGAGGGACAAUCUGAAGUCACUAAUGAACAUGACCUUGGGGUGUAUUCACUAGGAACCAAACACAAGCAAACAGCCAAAAUGGGGAGGGACUAACCUGAACUUGUCCAAUAAGAAACGUUUGUUUCCCUCCCUCUCGCUCAGGUACUGGCUGGCCACCUACUUUGUCAUCUGGUACGGCGUGCCCUACAUGACAUACGAUAUCUAUGCCAUGUACCUAAGCCACUACUACCGCUUCCGGGUCAAGGGCCACGAGGAGUACAAGGAGCACUCGCUGACCACGAUCAACUCGUUUGUCCGCCGCGAGUUCCUACUGGUGCUCCACCACAUCGCCCUGCUCACCAUCUUGCUGCCCGUCACCCUGGUCAGUAACACACACACACACACACACACACACACACACACACACACACACACACACAGACAGACAGACAGAGACUCUCUCUGGCCUCAGUCUCAUGCCUCUCUUGUCCCUGUCUCUGCCCAUCACCCUGGUCAGUAGCAACACACACACACAACCUUGGCCUGCGCCCAAAAUGGCAACACUACUUUUGACCAGGAAAAUGGGGAGGUUUUGAAUGCCCUGCUGAACAUUCUGCUGCCUGCCACUGAUGAGAGAGGAGGAGGAGGAGGAGGAGGAGGAGGAGGAGGGGGAGGGGAGGGGAGGUGAGGUGAUAAAGUGACAUGGGCCUUCUGACCAUUGUGCUGCUCAUCACUCUGGUGAGAGAGAACAGAGAGGGAGGGAGAGAGAGAGAGAGAGGGAGGGGGGGGGGGAGAGAGAGAGAGAGAGGGAGGGGGGGGAGAGAGGGAGGGGGGGGGGAGAGAGGGAGGGGGGGGAGAGAGAGGGAGGGGGGGGGAGAGAGAGAGAGGGAGGGGGAGGGGGGUUGAUAGAGAUGCCAUUCUGCUUCCUGACAUUGAUGAGAGGGAGGGAUGGAGGAAGGGGAAAAAGAGGGGAAAGAAAAAGGAUGAGUGGGGAGUGAAUGAUAAAGAGGGAGGGAGAGGCUAAGAGGGAAAGAGAGAGAUGACACUAACCCUAUUUGACAAGUGCUUUGACAAUGAUACAAGAGGUAGAUACUAGCUGAUAUUUUCCUCCUAUUAGUUUUCGGUCUUCGGUCUUCCCCUCGACUGCAUUUUCAGUCAAGAAUGCUAGCUAAUAGCAGCAUAACGACAAAUGAGUGUAUAAUACAGUAAUCGACAGCGAACCCACCUACACACACACACCACACACACACACACACACACACACACACACACACACACACAGGUCGUGUUAGCAUCUAUUUCUUGUAGCGAGGAGGCCAGGUGCAUUGGAAACCUGGCCCAUGUGUUUGCAGUGGCUGUCAAUGGUGAUAUGAGAUCACCUUACCCCACCCCUCCAUUAUUCAGGCUCCAGCUGCUGUAAUCCUCCCCUUCUCCUCCUCCUCCUCUUCCCUCGCUCCCUGAUUUGUUCCCCUCCCACACACUGACACAUAUUACACACACACACAGAGGCCUGGUCCAGCAGGAAGGUGCAGUGGGUAGGUAGGUGUAGUGUUACAUAGCAGCAGUGUGUGCUGCAGGUCAUUCUUCCAUUGGGCAGAUGGCAGAACUUGUGUCUGGCCCUCACACUCGCACGCUACUGGUUUAUUCAUCAUCACAUCACACGCACACACAUGCAUAUCUAAUACACACACACACACACACACAGAGAGCCCUCUCUGUUUGGCAUCCCUGUCUGCAGCUUCCAUCAAUACUCCUUACAUUUACUCAUAGUAAUCCAUUCUCUUCACUUACUGACUGGGCUCAUGGCACAAGUCUGGCUCGUAUUCAUUGAUGCACUCAACAGAAACCUUUUGCAACGAAAUACGAGUGUUUCUUAUUGGACCGUCCAGGUAGUUCCUCACGUUUUUGGGCCUGGUUUCUCUUCUCUGUUGGCCAAGUUGGUGUUAUUGAGCUGGGUCCUGACUCCUGUUUUUGUAUGUGCAGCCGUAGGGACAAUCCAUUCUCCUACAAGGCCUUUCUGUUCUAAAGUACUGGGGGUGGUUUUGGGUGUGUGUGACUGUCUGUGUGUGUGUGUGUGUGGUCUUGUAUCAGACUGUAGUAACUGUGUGUCAUCUCCCUCCCUGUGCCUCUUCAGUUCUUCAGGAAGGACCAGGGCGACUACUUCAUCGGCUGCCUGUUCCUCACAGAGCUCAGUACGCCCUUCGUCUCCUUAGGGAAGAUCCUCAUCCAGGUGACACACACACACACACCAAUAUCACCACCUAACAAUGUGUAUAUAUACACUAUAUAAACAAAAGUAUGUGGACAUAGAGAAACAUUGGCAGUAGAAUGACCUUACUGAAGAGCUCAGUGACUUUCAACGUGGCACCGUCAUAGGAUGCCACCUUUCCAACAAGUCAGUUUGUCAAAUUUCUGCUUUGCUAGAGCUGCCCCGGUCAACUGUAAGUGCUGUUAUUGUGAAGUGGAAAUGUCUAGGAGCAACAACGGCUCAGCCGCAAAGUGGUAGGCCACACAAGCUCACAGAACAGGACCACCAAGUGUUGAAGCGCGUAGCGCGUAAAGAUCGUCUGUCCUCGGUUGCAACACUCACUACCGACUUCCAAACUGCCUCUGGAAGCAACGUCAGCACAAUAACUGUUGAAGGGAGCUUCAUGAAAUGGGUUUCCAUAGCCGAGCAGCCGCACGCAAGCCUAAGAUCCCCAUGCGCAAUGCCAAGCGUCGGCUGGAGUGGUGUAAAGCUCACCGCCAUUGGACUCUGGAGCAGUGGAAACGUGUUUCCUGGAGUGAGGAAUCACGCUUCACCAUCUGGCAGUCCGAUGGAUGAAUCUGGGUUUGGCGGAUGCUAGGAGAAAACUACCUGCCCGAAUGCAUAGUGCCAACUGUGAAGUAAGCAUUUCGCUACACCUGCAAUAACAUCUGCUAAACACGUGUAUGUGACAAAUACAAUUUUAUUUUAUUUGAAGUUUGGUGGAGGAGGAAUAAUGUUCUGGGGCUGUUUUUCAUGGUUGGGGCUAGGCCACUUAGUUCCAGUGAAAGGAAAUCUUAACGCUAGAGCAUACAAUUACAUUGGAGAUGAUUCUGUGCUUCCAACUUUGUGGCAACAGUUUGCAGAAGGCCCUUUCCUGUUUCAGCAGGACAAUGCCACCAUGCACAAAAUGAGGCCCAUACAGAAAUGGUUUGUCGAGUUAGUUGUGGAAGAACUUGACUUGCCUGCACAGAGCCCUGACCUCAACCCCAUCAAACAUCUUUGGGAUGAAUUGGAACGCCGAAUGCGAGCCAGGCCUAAUCGCCCAACACCAGUGCCCGACCUCACUAAUGCUCUUGUGGCUGAACGGAAGCAAGUCCCCGCAGCAAUGUUCCAACAUCUAGUGGAAAGCCUUCCCAAAAGAGUGGAGGCUGUUAUAGCAGCAAAGGGGGGACCAACUCCUUAUUAAUGCCCAUGAUUUUGGAAUGAGAUGUUCGACAAGCAGGUGUCCAUAUACUUUUGGUUAUGUCGUGUAUGUACUUGUAUUCAUACAGCCACCUACUAAAUGCACACUCCUGGUGUAUGUGUGUAUCACAUAAAAGCAAAGAGCAGUGAGCAGGCAGCCCUCUUGGCCUCCAGCUCACUUUCUGCUGACAUUUGGCUCUUCAUUCAGGAGGGCCGCUCUCUGUCUUUACUCACAGCUCCCUCUGAUGGACUGAUUGGGUACUGCAGAGCCACUGUCACACCACACAACACCACAUAUGGACCCUGUUAGAAUGCCUCCUUCCCUUCCUGUAAUGGUGGAUCAACUGAUCUACCAUUAUGCUUGGGUACCACAUCAUAUCUUUCACCAGUUCAGUCGCGUUAGAUUAGUGAUUUCAUCAUGGAAAGGAGGAAGGAAGGAAGAAUGCAUUUUCAAAGUAUUUGAACAGGCCCAGGGAUUCCAGCCCACUUUAUGUUCUCCUCACUUAGAAUUUCAAGACUGUUUGAACAUAUAAUGACCUAUUUUCUCUCUCUUUGUCUCUUUUGAAUAUUUUCCCAACACAUCCCUCCCUCCCUUCUCUCCUCUUGUUUCUCACAGCUGGGUCUGCAGGACUGCUGGGUCCACAAGGCCAACGGGGGCAUGGUGCUGCUCAGCUUCUUCCUGUGUCGAAUCGCCCUCUUUCCCUACAUGUACUGGGUGUACGGCCGCCACUACGGUAUCCCCGUCUACGGUGUGCCGUUCCACCUGACACUGUCGGUCAACCUGGGUAACCUAUGCAUCCUGGCGCCGCAGGUCUACUGGUUCGUGCUGCUUUGCCGCAAGGGCUGGCGGCUCUACCAGCGCCAGCGUCGCUCCACCGCUGCUACCGGCAGCCAGGACUCCUCCCCCCUGCCCCCACCUAGCCCCUCCUCCCUCACGGACAACCAACCCAAGGGAGACCAUUAGAGCUGGAGAGCUCACUCCGUCACCAUUGCGCUCUCUCUGAUCUUUCUUGGUUCUCUCUACUCGAGUCACACAAAAACGAACCACCAUCGACUACUAUUUACUACUUACUACUACUACUACUGCAAAGGCACUACGGCUACUUACCACAGUCUCCCCAAAACAACUACUACUACUACUAUUACUACUUCUAUCGUUACUACUAUGAUUACACUAGUACUGCUCUUCCACCCCCAUGCCCAGUCCAAGCGCUACUGAUGAUUAUGAUGAUGAUUUUUGACUUCCCUCCUUAGAUCUUUUUUUGGGUUCCUACCCCCCACUCCCCCUCCUUGGAUUAUAGGGACUGGAUAGGGGUCAUAUUUGGAGUGCUACAGUGGAGUUUCCCUAAGAGAAUGGAACUCCUGUCUUUUUUCGUAGGGGGGGGGGGGUCAUGCUUCUUCCCCCAUAUCACGUGACCUGUGCAGUGUUGAGACACUCCCCCGGCCUCGCCCCCUGCCCCUCUCUAUUACUAGAUCUGCUGAUUGGAGGAUAUGUUACAGUGUAGAUUAAUGUUUCUGUAGAAUUUGUUGAUUUGUUCUGUUUGGUGUCAAUGAUUUUUAAGUGUGAAGUUUUGAAGAUCCUCAUUUUAUGAAGUGUUUGUCCACCCAUCCAGUCCUCAUCUUUAAAAGACCGCUGGAGGGAGAGGAGGAGAGGAGGAGAAGGGGGCUAGGAGGAGAGGAGGAGAAGGGGGCUAGGAGGAGAGGAGGAGAAGGGGGCUAG
Coregonus sp. 'balchen' is the source of this 14500-nucleotide messenger RNA. NCBI's taxonomy places the organism in Eukaryota, Metazoa, Chordata, Actinopteri, Salmoniformes, Salmonidae. The record is from the annotation of a GenBank genome assembly.